Molecule: messenger RNA, 1224 nt
Organism: Alternaria atra
Lineage: Eukaryota; Fungi; Ascomycota; Dothideomycetes; Pleosporales; Pleosporaceae
Exons: 2
Coding region: 1-1224 (407 amino acids)
Source: RefSeq, a predicted model, not a curated record
AUGCUCAGCGGACCACCGAGGAUCAUACCACUCGUCUCCAUCUUCCUCGCCAUCUGCCUCGUCUGGUGGUAUCUCCACAACGUCCCAGGCGCUGGCUCGUCGAUACCAACAUGGACGUCCGGAACAUCCGCAAAGGGCGACCGCCCCUCGUUGCGCGGUGACCCACUCGACUUUGGCCUGCCCUUGCGCUUCUCCGAUGGCGAGAAGAAGCCGCCGGGCAGCAAUUACACUUUCAAGAUCGUUGUGCCCAAGACACAGAAGGAGGACAUCAGCUGGAUGGCUGCUGAGAUUCCCGAUGCGCCUCUGGUUGUUUACGAAGUGGACAACCCCAAUGCUGAGCACAAGAUCCCUAAGAACAAAGGCCGCGAGGCCAUGGUCUACCUCUCCUACAUCAUCGACCACUACGAUGACCUCCCCGACACCUCCAUCUUCAUGCACGCCCACCGCCACGCCUGGCACAACAACAUGCUCCUCGGCCUCGACGCCGGGCAGAUGAUAAAGCGCCUCAACCACGAGCGCGUAGCACGCAUGGGCUACAUGAACGUGCGCUGCCACCACGACCCCGGCUGCCCCGACUGGAUCCACAUGGACCGACCCGGCGGCGACUUUGACUUCUUCCGCAAGCCUGAGGAAAUCUACUGGCGGCGCAACAUCUGGGAGGAGAUCCACCCAGGCGCGCCCAUCCCGCCCUCCAUCUCGGGAAUCUGCUGCGCGCAAUUCGCCGUGUCACGUCAGCGCAUCCGAGAAGUGCCUAUUGAGCGCUUCAUCCACUACCGCAAGUGGCUCCUCACAACCGGCAUGGACGACCAGUUCUCCGGCCGCAUCUUCGAGUACAUAUGGCACUACAUCUUCACCGGCCACGAAGUGCAUUGCCCAGCCCAAAACACGUGUUAUUGCGACGGCUACGGCAUUUGUUUCGGCGGCCAGGAAAAAUAUGCAGAGUACUUCAAGAAGCAGGAUGCCCGUAACGACAAGUUCCAGGAACUAGACAAGUUCAACAAGAGGGAGGAAGAGGCUAAGAAGGAUGGCAAAGAUCCUGCCUUCACCGAAGAAGAGAUUGCCCAAAUCACUUCGCUUAGGGCCGAGGUCUCGACUCAGGACCGCGAGUUGGAUGUGUUGAGGGAGGAGGCGAAGAAGAGGGGUGAGGAUCCCAAGGCUAGGAAGGAGGAGACGGAAUCUUGGGAUUCCAGUCAUAUCUGGGAUUAUGCGCCAAAACAUGAUUAG